Physeter macrocephalus (sperm whale) is the source of this 2783-nucleotide messenger RNA. It is a transcript of the gene PTK6, whose product is annotated as protein tyrosine kinase 6. NCBI's taxonomy places the organism in Eukaryota, Metazoa, Chordata, Mammalia, Artiodactyla, Physeteridae. Gene Ontology annotation, biological process: protein phosphorylation. Gene Ontology annotation, molecular function: protein binding; ATP binding; protein tyrosine kinase activity. The record is from RefSeq and is a predicted model, not a curated record.
AUGGGGCCCCCGGGCCAGGCUCCCCUGGGCCCCAAGUAUGUGGGCCUCUGGGACUUCGAGGCCCGCACAGCCGGGGAGCUGAGCUUCCGGGCAGGGGACCUCUUCCACGUGGCCGGAAAGGAGGAGGAGUGGUGGUGGACCGUGCUGCUGGACGGGGUGGGCAGGGCUCUGGCCGAGAAGGAGACGGUGGGGUUGGAGCCGUGGUUCUUUGCGGAAGCCCUGCACCGACCGCAGGCCGCGGGCAACGAGCCGGGGGCCUUCCUGAUCCGGGUCAGCGAGAAGCCGGGCGCCACCUGCGUCCUCUCGGCGCGGGACCAGCAGACCGUUCGCCACUACAAGAUCUGGUGGCAGGACGGCCAGUUGCACCUCAACGAGGCUGUGUCCUUCCCCAGCCUGCCCGAGCUCGUGGACCACCGCGAGGCCCAGAGCCUGUCCCACGGCCUGGUGACCUCGCCCCGCCGAAAGCAUGAGCCGAAGCCCCUGCUCCACUGUGACGACAGGGAGAGGCCGCGGGAAGCGUUCACGCUCUGCAGGAAGCUGGGCUCCGGCCACUUUGGGGAGGUCUUCGCAGGGCUCUGGAAGGACAAGGUCCGAGUGGCCGUCAAGGUGAUCGUCCGAGCUGACCUUCUGCGUCAGCGCACGUUCCACUCGGAGAUGCAGGCCAUGAAGCAGCUGCGGCACAAGCACAUCGUGGCACUGUACGCUGUGGCCGUGGGGGGCCCCGUGGACAUCAUCCCAGAGCUCGUGCCCAAGGGGAGCCUGCUGGAGCUGCUGCGGGACUCCGAUGAGAAAACCCUGCCCAUUUCAGAGCUGGUGGGCAUUGCAGCACAGUUGGCCGAGGGCAUGUGCUACCUGGAAUCGCAGAAUUACAUCCACGGGGACCUGGCCACCAAGAACAUCCUCGAGGGGGAAAACAACAUCUGCAAAAUCGGGGACUUGGGGCUGGCCAGGCUCAUCAAGAAGAACGUCUACCUCUCCCAUGACCACAGCAUCCCUUACAAGUGGAGCCCCGAGGCACUGUCCCGAGGGCAUUACUCCAUCAAAUCUGACAUCUGGUCCUUGGGGGUUCUCCUCCAUGAGACUUGCAGCAGGGGUCAGAUGCCCUAUCCAGGUCCUGGGCAUGUCCACACCUUCCUGCGGGUAGAGGCAGGCUACCGCAUGCCCUGCCCCCUGGAGUGCCCGCCCACCACACACAAGCUGAUGCUCUCCUGCUGGCACAGGGACCGCUUCAAAGGGCUGCGGGAAAAGCUCUCCAGCCUCAGAAGAUACGAGAACCUGCUCUGAGUCGGCCGCCUCCUUGCCACUGCCUGAAGGCCAGGCCAGCCCUCGUGAGGGGCCUGAGCAACCUCGGAUCACGGGAGUGGGCUGACCCAGAUUUACUGAGGAGUUGCGGAAGGUACCGACAGCUCCCAGAACCAUCCGGACAAUCCCGAGAAGGGGCGCGGGCAGCCCUGGGCCUGCCUGCUGCCCAGCGCGGCCAGGACCUGGGACUGCCCCUUCGCCUGACACCAGCUCCUGGAAAGUGCUGGGACCUCCACAGCCAACACCUGCCCUGGGGCUCCAGGAGCCAGGUCGCCCCUCUUUCCUAAGGGAGUGGACCUGUGCCUGGUCCUGACCCAAAGCCCACCAGCUGUCAGGACCAGGGCUGAGCCUCCCUGGCCGUGUGUGGUGGGGACCUAGGCUUUGGCUGCACUCCCUUUGACCUCUGGCCUUGCCUGAGACCUGGAUAUAAGGGGCCGUGGACCCCCCAGUCCUCUGUGGAGACAGGGGCACUGACGCCUGCUCCCUGGGGCCAGCCGCUGUUCCCAUCCAGCUGCCUCGGCAAACAGCAGCUGCCACCGGGGGGUCUGGGGGCCAUGUCUGGACACUGUGACCGAAAGGACUGGGUGGGGGUCAGGCUAACCGUGCUUGGACACAUUGAGGGCAGGCCGGACAGAAGGUGCAGCCUUUGGGGGCCACGAGCCACCCAAACGCCCUGGGAUGGACUCCCGUGACUUAAGAGCGGAGCUGGGGUGGGGAGGCCAGCUGAGCCCAGCCCGCUAACCAGUGGAGACCACCCCUCUAGGCCCCCGCCCUCACACCAAGCCUCUGUCCACUCCCUCACUGAACUGCCCUCUCCUGACCCCCAGGCCCUGGUCAGUCUCUGCCGGCCACUCAGGCCUGUGGACGCCACCAGCCUACCCCCCACGCCUGCCCCCAGGAGGCCAGCAGAGGAUGAGCUCUCUCCGCAGCCACACACAGAGCUCCCGAGGAGGACGUGCCCAAAGCUGGGCUGCCCCGGGCCGGGGCCCGCUGGGGCCUCCCACACCCCCUUCCCCUCACCCUUAAAGUUGUGGCUGCCGGGGGCCCUGCCCAGAGUGUGCCUGACAAGAGGCUACAGGAGACGCCGCCCUUACCGGCAGGCGCGUGGGAGAGCGCGGGGCGCGUGGGAGAGCGCGGGGCGCGUGAGCUGCCCCACCCCAGGUUGAGGACGGCCUCCUCAAGGCCUUUCGAGGGCGCCAGGCCCCACGCCCGAGGGCUCCCGACCCCAGCCAGAGGCCCUGUCUCCUGCCGCGGCAGCGGGGGCCGGGGCGGGCUCACUCAGGACCCUGACCUCAGUGGCUGCCCUGGGGGCUUCCGGGCCCGCUCUGGGACUGCCUGCUCUCCCCGGCCCCCCAGAAUAGCAAGGCACCCCACCGCUUCUCAGAUACAAGGCUCCACACUCACCGGAGCUGUCUGCCCAUGUGAACCUGAGCCAGAUCUCAGAGGCGGCCACGUAGGGAGGGACCCCAGGGAGGCCCAGG